AACGCGCUGCAGUCCAGGCGUCGCACAGUCAGGGACAGGCAGCGCAAAGCAGCCUGGGAGCGUCCCACAGGUCGCGCAGUGCUAAGACUGUCCGGGACAGCCGCUGUCACUCGGCCGGACGGCUGCUAGGGAGCGGUUGGCGGAAUUCCUCCGAUGCGGCCUGGGCAGAAGAUACAGAUGCCUCUCGUAAGUGUCAGAGCUUCAUGAGGAAACAUCAUCAAUGAGGACAGAAAGCAUGGCCGUGUUUAAGCAACAGCAAGUGGAGGAGUUCUAUAAAAUUGGAGAACAGCUGGGAAGCGGACAGUUUGCCGUCGUGCAGCGCUGCACGGAGAGGAGCACUGGCAUCGAUUACGCCGGAAAAUUCAUCAAGAAGCGGCAGAGCCGGGUGAGUCGGCGCGGGGUGCGGCGCGAAGAGAUCGAGCGUGAGGUCGGCAUCCUGCAGCACAUGCAGCACCCCAACAUCAUCAAGCUGCAUGACGUCUACGAGAACCGCACCGACGUCGUGCUCAUCCUUGAGCUGGUGUCUGGGGGCGAGCUCUUCGACUUUCUGGCCCAGAAGGAGUCGCUGAGUGAAGAGGAGGCCACGCAGUUCAUAAAGCAGAUCCUCGAUGGGGUUCACUACCUCCACACCAGGAAGAUCGCCCACUUCGAUCUGAAGCCUGAAAACAUAAUGCUGCUCGAUAAGAACGUCCCCCUGCCGCGGAUAAAACUGAUCGAUUUUGGUCUAGCUCACAAAAUCGAGGACGGGGUGGAGUUUAAGAACAUUUUCGGCACUCCUGAGUUUGUAGCUCCAGAGAUUGUCAACUACGAGCCCUUGGGUUUAGAGGCAGAUAUGUGGAGCAUAGGGGUCAUCACGUACAUCCUGUUAAGUGGGGCUUCACCUUUUCUUGGUGAAAAUAAGCAGGAGACUCUCGCCAACAUCUCGGCCAUGAACUACGACUUCGACGAGGAGUUCUUCAGCCACACCAGUGAAUUGGCCAAGAGCUUCAUCAGGCAGCUGCUAGUGAAGGACACCAGGAAGAGGAUGACAAUUCAAGAUGCGCUUAACCACCCAUGGAUUAAGCCGCUGAACCAGCGGGAAGCUUUGGUGCGCAGACUCUCCGUGGUCAACAUAGAGAACUUCAGGAAGCAGUACAUCCGCCGCAAAUGGAAGAUGUCCUUCAGGAUUAUAUCCCUCUGCAACCACCUAAAGCGCCUGAUGAUGAAGGAGGACAGCGUGGACGGCGGCGAGCUGAGAGACUGCGAGAGCGACAAGGAGGAGGACGGGAAGCCAAAAAGGCGCAGGGGCCGGAAGCGGAGCAGCACAUCCUGAGCGGAAGAAGAGCAAGAAAACAAGAGAGCAGAGGAGCGGAGGUGCAGCGGGAUCCCGGCCCAGCUUCCGGAGGACGCUCCUUCCCAGACUUGCGUUACCGAGGAUGAUUGCCAUUCCUCUGGAGCCUGUUUCACCUUCAUUUGCUUGUUUUCCCGUCCUUGUCAUACUGAAACGCAUGUGCACCCCCCCCCCCCACAUUCCAGGAAAUGGAAGCCAUUACUCGCCGGCUCCCCCUACUGUCACAGCUCUUUAACACAGAGUGCCGCAUCACUAGACCUCCAACUCCGGACAUGUUGGCCGCAGCAGCGGCGCAUGUCGCGCUACCUAUGGGUACCCGAAUGUCGCAAUAAAGGCCGCUGAUGCUGCCGUCGGCCUGGCUGCGGAGCUCACAGUCGCAGCUGAGACCCAGACUGUGCCUUUCUGGACUGCACUGAUCCGGAGGCCCUGAGGCACUCGCCACCCUGCCACACGUAGUCGGAUGACGUGGCAUCCUGCCAGUGUACACUGUGAUAUGCUUAAAAUAAGGGGACAGUUGAUUGCUAGUUACAUAGAUUUUAAAAUUAACUGCAGAAAUGUACAGUUGAAAAGGUAUCGGAGAAAUUCGGCCUGGGGUUUCAGGCCUGGUCAUAAAGGCCACCACCAGCCCUCUCUUACAUCUUCAGUGCCUUGAUGACUUUAAUGUGGUUACUGUUUUAUAUUAUAAAACCUAUAGCAGACUAUUUUUUAAGGGUGAUGAUUCCCUGGCAUAUUUUUGGUCGUUUAUUAUCCUCCUUGGUUAAUACUUGACAUUCCGAUAACCUGUCAUUCUCAGUUGUCACCAGUCACAGGUGACAAUCGAGCCCCACUGACUCUGAAAUAACAGGUCGGUCUGUGAGAUUCUGAGCCCGCAGGAAAGCGCUUGUAUGGCCCGACCAAGCUAUGUUCCUGCUGUUGUUUUUUAAUAAACCGCACGUGUCAUGGUGAAACAUUCGUUGCAUAAUCAGCCCUGUGCCUGUAAGCGCGGAUGUCGUUCUCAGCGGCCCGUAGGUGGCCACGCCGUCCCGGAGCUGCCUUUCCUGCUCCUCAAGGCGCCUCUGGUUUCGGUGACAGCCGGCACCAUGAAACUGCUGGCCUCUCGUCAUUCAUCAUUCACUUUGGCAUUUUAAAUGUUUAAAAACUCUUCUGCUCCUUGUAGCAUGACACCUACAUUCCAAGGACUCCCCACGAACCAGAGACAUCAUGAUUCAUGACCUUCUUCCAAUCAGGUGAUUAAAAAGACCUGUAGAGCGAGACCUCCAACCCCCCCCCCCACACACACACACACACACACACACACCCCUCAAACUAAUUCUCUGUAAUGAUCUUAUUAAUUUCAGCUCAUGGGGUUUUAAUCUGUUUUGGUCAAAUUCUGUCUAUGUAUUUUAAUUCUGCAUUUAUGUCAAUAUUGUGUCUAAUUUGUGUCUUAUAUAGUUUACGAUAUUUGUAUAAUUUCACUCAUUUCCAGUUCUUUCUACUUAUAAUGCUAAACACACUGUACAAUGUUCAGGUUUACCAGAUAUUUUACUUUGCAGUUUAUUUAGUUUCCAUCAACUGAUUGAUGUAUUAACUCAUAUUGUUCUCCUCAUUUUUUUAUGUAACAUGAUUUUAUUUAUUGACAGUGGUUACAGAGAGGCUUCAUUAAAUGAGCAAAUGCUGUUUCUUCUGCUGUGUGCUGAGUAUUAGGUAGUGUGAGGAGGGUCUUCGGGGCGCUGUGAAGUGAUGCUCUCACUUUGCUCACGCGGUGAGACGUUCUUCUGCCAAAUGUUUCCAUUAAUCCUUAUCAUAUGCUUUUAUUGGCCAUUACCUCAAGAGCUCAGGAGUUCAAGCACAGAAUAAUGCACUUAAUGCACAUGAUAUGACGAAUGCACAGCCUGUAUAUACAUGUUGAGGUCGUUCUUUAUGUGCAAAUAUAAUAAACAGGACAUUCCUCCCC
Molecule: messenger RNA, 3263 nt
Organism: Brienomyrus brachyistius
Lineage: Eukaryota; Metazoa; Chordata; Actinopteri; Osteoglossiformes; Mormyridae
Gene: dapk2b
Product: death-associated protein kinase 2b
Exons: 12
Coding region: 221-1312 (363 amino acids)
Biological process (GO): intracellular signal transduction; positive regulation of apoptotic process; protein phosphorylation
Cellular component (GO): nucleus; cytoplasm
Molecular function (GO): ATP binding; protein serine/threonine kinase activity
Source: RefSeq, a predicted model, not a curated record